GCAAGCCUGUCCACGGAGUAUACACUAGGUCAUUUUUAUCAGUGUGUAAUAGCAUCUAGACACAGAAGCGUUGUUGUGCUGCUAAUUGAAUGCUUUACGAUGGAGUUGUGUAAAUACGAUUUAUUGGAACGGGGGUUCUCGGUGUUGUUCUGUUCAUUAACAUUCUUUUUGGGAUUGAAGCGGGGGAAAGAAAAGGCUUUACAUAAUAACUUGCAUGUUUUUUCACGUGAAAGGGCCCUUUAAAAGGAGGCUCCUUGGGAAGCCGUUGGGAUACAGAAGGAGCAAGAAGAUUGAGUUGUUAGUGGUCUGGAUUUUUUUCAUGGUAUUGUAAAAAAAAAAGAACCGUUUUUGAAAAUGGUGACUUCGUACACCUUACCUGAAGGAUUCACUGAUUUGGAUGUGUUUGGAUUAGGCACUGCUCUUCUUGUGGAGGGUCUGCUUGGAUUCUGUCUCAACGGGCUCACAAUUCUUUCUUUCUGUAAAAUACAUGAAUUGAGGACUCCAAGUAACUUCCUAGUUUUUAGCCUUGCUAUUGCCGAUAUUGGAAUAUGCAUGAACGCCACCAUUGCUGCGUUCUCCAGUUUUCUGAGAUACUGGCCUUAUGGUUCUGAAGGGUGCCAGACUCAUGGGUUUCAAGGAUUUGUGACUGCACUCGCAAGCAUCACCUUCAUGGCAGCCAUUGCCUGGGACAGAUACCACCAGUACUGCACUCGAACAAAAUUACAGUGGAGCACUUCGAUUACAAUGGUUACCUUCCUGUGGUUGUUUGCUAUCUUCUGGUCUGCCAUGCCUCUGCUGGGGUGGGGCGAGUAUGACUACGAACCUCUGAGAACAUGCUGCACUUUGGACUACACCAAGGGAGACAGAAACUUUGUCUCAUACUUGCUGCCGAUGGCGUUUUUCAACUUUGUAAUCCCUUUUACCAUCAUGCUGACCUCUUAUCAAUCAGUGGAGAAGAAGUUCAAGAAAACUGGACAGAAUAAGUUCAAUACUGGCCUGCCUGUGAAGACACUUCUGAUUUGCUGGGGACCCUAUUCACUUCUAUGUCUGUAUGCUGCUGUUGAAAAUGCCACAGUCCUCUCUCCUAAAUUAAGAAUGAUCCCUGCUAUUUUGGCUAAGACCUCACCAGCAAUCAAUGCAUUCCUUUAUGGUCUUGGAAAUGAAAACUACAGAGGAGGCAUCUGGCAGUUCCUCACUGGACAGAAGAUUGAAGUGACUCAGACUGACAAUAAGUCCAAAUAAAAAGAGCUUUUACUGUCUAUAUUUUACAUGCUGGCAGUUCCUAACAAGGCAUAAAUGUAAAGUCAGAUAAACCCCAUCUCAUUUUUAAUUGGUCUUCUCAGUUGGUUCCACAUUGGAAAAAUGUGCUGCAUGUAAACUGAAAUGAAAGUGGAGGAGACUCAUUUCUGCUGUAGUUGGGGUUGUCAUUGCCAAUAACAGGUGUUCUGGGAGGCAUUUUGGCAUGACUGUCUGUAGAUGUCAAAACCAGUGCUAACUGUGAAAUGGACUUGAUAAGCAUAGUACAUGUGACAGCCAUUCUUGUUCAUGAGACCUUGACAUUGAAACAAAGUAACCAAGAAUGUUCAUGUUUUAGCAGUGGAUUUCUAUAUGUAUCAAAUAAAAUGGGUGUAAACAA
This is a messenger RNA of Lepisosteus oculatus (spotted gar), 1636 nucleotides long. It is a transcript of the gene rgra, whose product is annotated as retinal G protein coupled receptor a. Gene Ontology annotation, biological process: visual perception; phototransduction; cellular response to light stimulus. Gene Ontology annotation, molecular function: G protein-coupled photoreceptor activity. Gene Ontology annotation, cellular component: plasma membrane. Lineage: Eukaryota; Metazoa; Chordata; Actinopteri; Semionotiformes; Lepisosteidae. The record is from RefSeq and is a predicted model, not a curated record.